AUGGCUCCGCGAGAACUCAGUGGCAUCCUAGUGGCAUUGGUAACAACCUUCACUGAUGAUGGAAAGAAAGUACAUGAAGGAAGACUACAAACACAUAUCAAUCGAAUGGUUGAGGCUGGAGUCCAUGGCCUCGUGCCUGGCGGCACAACAGGCGAAUUCACAGCCAUGACACUCGAUGAACGAAAUAACGUCUUGGAGCUCGUCAUUAAAUAUGCAGCAGGAAGAAUUCCUGUAGUAGCUGGCGUAGGCGCCCUAUCGACGUGGGAAUGCGUCGACCUAGCGACGCAUGCGGCCAAGGCUGGAGCUGAUGCACUCAUGUUGGUCCCACCGUUCUAUGACCCAGUCAACUACCAGCAACUACGAGAACUCAUGAAGGAGGUACAUGAAGCGGCAAAGCUGCCCAUCAUGUUCUACAACAUCCCCUCUGCCAGUGGCAUUACACUCUCCCCUACCGAGCUAGCCUCCCUCUCCGAAGUGGGCGUUUACUACAUGAAGGAUACGUCUGGCAACGCGCCGGCACUGACAGAGCUCCUCUUCGAGCUCGAUAACAAAAUCACGGCUUUCAACGGCUGGGACACACUCACUUUCUACGGCCUCGCUGCAGGCGCCAAGGGUUCCGUAUGGGGUGCCACCAAUAUCAUCCCUGAGCUCUCCGUGGAGUUAUGGGACAUGUUAGCCGUUCAAGGUGAUCUCAAGGGCGCGCGCAAGCUGUGGAGGAAAAUCUUUCCCAUUUGCAAGUUCCUUGAGAGCCACAAUUACCCAUCGGCGGUUAAGACGGGCAUGGAGCUGCGAGGGUGGGAGACGGGCGGUCUGCGGAAGCCGUUUGAUUUGCUUGCGAAGGAGUAUACGGAGGAGCUGAAGCGAUAUUUGGGCACAGCAGGGGUUCAGACGGUUAAGGGCAGGUGGUCUACCAAUGGCGCGUGA
This is a messenger RNA of Exserohilum turcica Et28A, 924 nucleotides long. RefSeq lists its product as uncharacterized. Lineage: Eukaryota; Fungi; Ascomycota; Dothideomycetes; Pleosporales; Pleosporaceae. The transcript has a single exon. Gene Ontology annotation, biological process: N-acetylneuraminate catabolic process. Bases 1 to 924 code for a protein of 307 amino acids. Gene Ontology annotation, cellular component: cytosol. The record is from RefSeq and is a predicted model, not a curated record. Gene Ontology annotation, molecular function: N-acetylneuraminate lyase activity.